AUGGCUGACGCAGACAAUGCUACUCGAGCUCCCGAGAGCGACGCCCAGGAGACCAGCGCUGCUGUUGUCGGCGAACACUGUGUAACCGACAGGCCUACUCCGUCUGGACAGGCCUCUACCGGCGAGAUCAUCAAGCUCAAUGACGUUGAUGUCUACAUCUCCAAGCCCACCGACUACCCUCAUGCCCCUUCCCGACUCCUCCUCCUCCUCACCGGAGGUACAGGCAUCAAGUCCACCAACAACCAGAUCCAGGCCGACAAGUUCGCCUCGGAGGGCUACCUCGUCCUCAUGCCCGACCUCUUCGCCGGCGACACAGCCCCAGGCGCAACCGCUGUCACCGAUGACUCCACAUCUAUCCUUGAGCAGUUCAAGCUAAAGGCUGUCGAGGUUACAAAAUCGUUCCUCAUUGACAUGUGGCUCGCCCGCGUCACUGAGGACCGCGUCAUGCCAAUCCUGCACAAGGUGAUCGAUGCUGCCCGGGAGCAGUACGCAGACUCCAUCCAGCGUGGCGAUGGCAUCUAUGCGGCCGGGUAUUGCGUCGGUGCGCGGUUCGUUUUGCUUCUUGCCAAGAAGACAAAGGUUGUUGAGGGGGAUGCCGAGAGCGGAGGACUCAAGUCCGGGCCAUUCAUCAAGGCCGGUGCUUUGGCACAUGCCGCCUCAGUCACCCCCGAUGACUUCAAAGACAUCAGUGCUCCUCUGAGCCUGGUUUGCGUCGAAAAUGAUCCUCUCUUCACCGAUGAGGUGCGGAUAGCAGGAGAGGAUACCAUGUCUGAUGCAAACCUAGAGCACGAGGUCCAGGUAUAUCCUGGAGUGCCGCACGGGUUUGCCGUUGUCGGCGAGUAUCAGGAUGCUGCCAUCAAGGACGCCCAGGCUACAGCGUAUGAGCAGAUGCUCAAGUGGAUUCAGUCACAUUGA
Messenger RNA from Fusarium keratoplasticum, 915 nucleotides. Its product is annotated as DLH domain-containing protein. The transcript has 4 exons. Gene Ontology annotation, molecular function: hydrolase activity. NCBI's taxonomy places the organism in Eukaryota, Fungi, Ascomycota, Sordariomycetes, Hypocreales, Nectriaceae. The record is from RefSeq and is a predicted model, not a curated record. Bases 1 to 915 code for a protein of 304 amino acids.